Messenger RNA from Drosophila subpulchrella, 1702 nucleotides. Its product is annotated as serine protease 48-like. The record is from RefSeq and is a predicted model, not a curated record. NCBI's taxonomy places the organism in Eukaryota, Metazoa, Arthropoda, Insecta, Diptera, Drosophilidae. The transcript has 4 exons. Bases 1 to 1662 code for a protein of 553 amino acids. Gene Ontology annotation, biological process: proteolysis. Gene Ontology annotation, molecular function: serine-type endopeptidase activity.
AUGAAGGUUUUCCUUGUCUUGGCUCUGGCUGUUGCCUCCGUUUCCGCUGGAAUCCUGCCUUUGGACACUCCAUUGCGUCCUCGGGACCUUGAAGGAGCUCCAUCCAUCAAUGGACGGAUUACAAACGGAAAGAACGCAGCGGAGAAUCAGUUUCCCUACCAGGUGGGACUCAGUUUCGCCAGCUCUUCUGGCAGUUGGUGGUGCGGAGGUUCCGUCAUCGCUAAUACCUACGUGCUGACGGCUGCCCACUGCACCGAGGGAUCCUAUUCAGUGACCAUUUACUAUGGUUCCACCGUUCGCACCAGCCCCAAACUGACCCACAUCGUUUCCAGCUCCAACUUCGAGCAGCACGCCAACUUCAACUCGGUCACCCUAAACAACGACAUUUCUCUGAUCAAGACCCCAUCGGUUGCUUUCUCGGCUUCCAUCGACAAGAUUGCCCUGCCCGCCAUCGCCAGUAGCUACUCGACCUACGCCGGACAGACUGCAGUGGCCUCCGGUUGGGGCAGGACCUCCGACACCUCCACUUCUGUGGCCACCAACCUGCAGUACGCCGAUCUGACGGUUAUUGCCAAUUCGGUGUGCCAGCAGUCCUACGGAACCGACGUGGUCACGAGCGGAGUCAUCUGCGUGGCCUCGGUGAAUCAGGUCUCCAUCUGCAAGGGCGAUUCCGGCGGUCCUUUGGCCUUGGACAGUAAGCUGAUUGGAAUUACCUCCUUCGUUUCCUCCAAGGGAUGCGAGAAGAAUGCCCCAGCUGGUUUCACCCGCGUUACCAGCUACCUGGAUUGGAUCAAGACCAAGUCAGGACAAGGGAAAUCAUUCAGUGUUCGAUCAACAAUCAGCAUGAAAGUCUUCGUAGUCUUGCUCCUGGCCAUUGCCUCCGCCUCCGCUGGGCUCCUGCCCCAGACCACUCAUCUGCAUCCUCGUGACAGGACCGCAGUUCCUUCCAUUAAUGGUCGCAUCACCAACGGACACAACGCCGUGGUCAACCAGUUCCCCUACCAGGUGGGACUCAGUUUCACAGCUUCGUCGGGCAGUUGGUGGUGCGGUGGUUCCAUCAUUGGCAACACCUGGGUUCUGACCGCUGCCCACUGCACCAGCGGUGCCUCCUCCGUGGUCAUCUACUACGGAGCCACCGUUCGUACCAGCCCGCAGUUCACCUACACUGUCCCCAGCUCCAACUGGAUCCAGCAUGCCAACUAUAUCUCUCUGACCGUCCGCAACGACAUCUCCCUGAUCAAGACCCCAGCCGCUCCCUUCUCGGCCUCCAUCAACAAGAUCGCCCUGCCCGCCAUCGCCAGCAGCUACUCCACCUACGUCGGACAGACCGCCGUUGCCUCCGGUUGGGGCCGCAUUUCGGAUGAGGCCACCACCGUGACCAGUCACCUCCAGUACACCGACCUCACGGUCAUCGAGAACUCCGUGUGCCAGAAGUCCUUCAACAGUCUGAUUGUCACCAGCAAGGUUAUCUGCGUUGCCACCCCCAAGGGAACCUCCACUUGCCAGGGAGAUUCCGGUGGCCCACUGGCUCUGGAUGGUGUCCUCAUCGGUAUCACUUCCUUCGGAUCUCCCGAUGGUUGCCAGGUUGACGAGCCAGCUGCCUUCACUCGGGUGACCAGCUACUUGGAUUGGAUCAAGACCAACUCUGGGAUCUCUGCUUAAAAAAAAAAAGUGCUACCCAGAAUAUUGAUUAAACUUAUCU